UGCACAAUCUGCUAGCAAAGGUUAUGCAGCGCCUGAAGAUGAUCAUGGCAGAAUCACCAGGCCUCAUCACCAUCUGCCUUUUAGGAUACCUACUCAGUGCUGAAUGUACAGUUUUUCUUGAUAAUGAAAAUGCCAACAAAAUUCUGAAUCGGCCAAAGAGGUAUAAUUCAGGUAAAUUGGAAGAGUUUGUUCAAGGGAACCUUGAGAGAGAAUGUUUAGAAGAAAAGUGUAAUUUUGAAGAAGCACGAGAAGUUUUUGAAAAUACUGAAAAAACAAAUGAAUUUUGGAAGCAGUAUGUUGAUGGAGAUCAGUGUGAGUCCAAUCCAUGUUUAAAUGGCGGCAGAUGCAAGGAUAACAUUAAUUCCUAUGAAUGUUGGUGUCCAUUUGGAUUUGAAGGAAAGAACUGUGAAUUAGAUGCAUCAUGUAGCAUUAAGAAUGGCAGAUGCACGCAGUUUUGUAAAUUUAGUGCUGAUCACAAGGUGGUUUGUUCCUGUACCGAGGGAUAUCGACUUGCAGAAAACCAGAAGUCCUGUGAACCAGCAGUGCCAUUUCCAUGUGGAAGAGUUUCUGCUUUACAAACUUCUAAGCUCACCCGUUCUGAGACUGUUUUUCCUGAUGUGUACAAUGAAAAUUCUACUGAAGUUGAAACCAUUUUGGAUAACGUCACUCAAAGUACCCAAUCAUUUGAUGACUUCACUCGAGUUGUUGGUGGAGAAGAAGCCAAACCAGGUCAAUUCCCUUGGCAGGUUGUAUUGAAUGGCAAAGUUGAUGCAUUCUGUGGAGGCUCUAUUGUUAAUGAGAAAUGGGUUGUAACUGCUGCCCACUGUAUUGAAACUGGUGUUAAAAUUACAGUUGUCGCAGGUAAACAUAACAUUGAGGAGACAGAACACACAGAGCAAAAGCGAAAUGUGAUUCGAAUCAUUCCUCACUACAACUACAAUGCAACUAUUAAUAAGUACAGCCAUGACAUUGCCCUUCUGGAACUGGAUAAACCCUUAGUGCUAAACAGCUAUGUUACACCUAUUUGCAUUGCUGACAAGGAAUACACGAACAUCUUCCUCAAAUUUGGAACUGGCUAUGUGAGUGGCUGGGGAAGAGUCUUCCACAGAGGGAGAUCAGCUUCAGUUCUUCAAUACCUUAAAGUUCCACUAGUUGACCGGGCCACAUGUCUUCGAUCUACAAAGUUCACCAUCUAUAACAACAUGUUCUGUGCUGGCUACCAUGAGGGAGGUAAAGAUUCAUGUCAAGGAGAUAGUGGGGGACCCCAUAUUACCGAAGUGGAAGGAACCAGUUUCUUAACUGGAAUUAUUAGCUGGGGUGAAGAGUGUGCAAUGAAAGGCAAAUAUGGAAUAUACACCAAGGUAUCCCGGUAUGUCAACUGGAUUAAGGAAAAAACAAAGCUCACUUAAUGAAAAUGGAUUUCCAACGUUAAUUCAUUGGAAUUGAAAAUUAACAGGGCCUUUCACUAACUAAUCACUUUCCCAUCUCUUGUUAGAUUUGAAUAUGUAUAUUCUAUGUCUACUGCUUUUUCUCUUUACAGGGGAGAAUUUCAUGUUUUACCUGAGCAAAUUGAUUAGAAAAUGGAAUCACUAGAGGAAUAUAAUGUGGUGGGAAAUUGUAGCCAUUUCUAAGGACCCAGGCCUUGACAAAAUUGUGAAGUUAAAUUCUACACUCUAUCCACCAGAUACUAUGGUUCUCCACCAUGGCAACUAACUCACCUGAUUUUCCCUCCUUAGCAGCAUUCCAUGUUCCCAGUCUUCUUUGCUUCUCCAACCAAAACAUCAAUGUUUAUUAGUUCUGUAUACAGUACAGGAUCUUUGGUCUACUCUAUCACAAGGCCAGUACCACACUCAUGAAGAAAGAACACAGAAGUAGCUGAGAGAUUAAAACUCAUCAAAAACACAACUUCUUUUCCUCUACCCUAUUCCUGAAUCUUUUACCUUUUUCAAAUCCCAAUCCCCAAAUCAGUUUUUCUCUUUCUCAUUCCCUCUCUCCAUUUUACCCUCCACAGUCAUUAAAGGAGUAAUGAUUAGGGAGCAUCAUUCUGUUACACUGCUAUACACAGUUAUACAUGUCUAUCAAACCCAGACUUGCUUUCAUAGUGGAGAACUGCUUUUCAGAACAUAGGGAUGAAGUAAAGGGCCUGAAAAAUUUGGGGGAAAAGUUUCUUUUAGAGGGUUAAAUUUCUAUAUAUAAAUAUAUAUAUAUAUAUAUAUAUAUAUAUAUAUAUAUAUACACACACACACACACACACAUACAAAUAUAUAAUGUGUGUUUAUACACACACAUACAUACACACAUAUAAUGGAAGGAAUAAACCAUUCUAAGAGCUUGUAUGAUUAUGAAGGUCUGAGUAGGUAAGAUUCCAUGAAGGCAAGAUUGGCAGGUCAUUGUAACUAACAAAGCUGACAUUGACCCAGAUGUAUUGUACCCUUUCUAAAAAUAAUGAUAAUAAUGCUAACAGAAAGAAGAGAACAGUUUGUUUGCAAUCUACAGCUAGUAGAGACUUUGAGGAAGAAUUCAACAGUGUGUCUCCAGCAGUGUUCUGAGCCAAACAGGAAGUGGAAGUUGCCUAGACCAAAGGACAUAAGCAUCCUGUCUCCUUUACUAGCAUACCCUUGAAGUGGAGGAGGGUGCAGCAGGCUCAAAGACAUGAGUCAUUUCAAUCACCCAACUAAGUUCUCCUUUUCUGGUUUUGUGUUCACCAAGGAACAUUUUGAUUAUAGUUAAUCCUUCUAUCUUGAAUUUUCUAGAGAGUUGCUGACCAACUGACAUAUGUUUCCCUUUUGAAUUAAUAAACUGAUGUUCUGGUUCAUA
Saimiri boliviensis boliviensis (Bolivian squirrel monkey) is the source of this 2817-nucleotide messenger RNA. RefSeq names its product coagulation factor IX (gene F9). Gene Ontology annotation, biological process: zymogen activation; blood coagulation. The record is from RefSeq and is a predicted model, not a curated record. Lineage: Eukaryota; Metazoa; Chordata; Mammalia; Primates; Cebidae. Gene Ontology annotation, cellular component: extracellular region. Gene Ontology annotation, molecular function: serine-type endopeptidase activity; calcium ion binding.